AGAGUUUUGUUUGUUAUUUGUACAACCACAGGUUUCAUUGCAUGUAAGUCUAAAUUGAUUUUUCGGUAGACGAUCAUAAAAAAUUCAUCUGUGACUGCGUUUCUGGCAUCGGAAGAAACCCAAUGUUUGACGAAAUUUUUCAAUACUGAUACUAACUUGAUAAAGGCUAGUUUAAGAAUUGCAAAAGAUGGAAAGCCUCACACAAUAGCUGCGACGCUUUUACUGCCGGACGCUGUGGAUAUGGUUCAAGCCGUGUUAGGAGAAAAGGCAGCCAAAGAAAUUAAAAAAAAUAUCACUGAUGAAAUAAUGUCUGCAGUGCCUAAAUACGGUUUCUGUGCAGAAGAUGUAAUAAAGGAGGGUCGAACAACGAAAUCCAAUAUAGAAGCUGUAAAAAAAUGGUUGUCCUACAAUACACACAUCCCUCCGAUGUCUGAUGAACAAAUUGUACUAUUUUUGUUAGCAUGUGAUAAUGAUGUGGAAUUUACGCAAAGGACGAUUGAAAAUUUUUUCAAGCAAAAAGCAGCUUCUCCUGAAUUAUUUGCCAAUAGAGACAUAGAUUUGAAAGAAAAUCAGUACCAACAUACUAUUACCUAUUUCACAAUAUUUCCAAAAAGAACGAAGGAAAACUGCGUAGUUACAUGUGGAUCAUUGAGAAACACAACAUAUUACAAAUGGAGUAUAGAACCCCAAAUCAAAACAGCAUUUACUCUCAUCGAUACUUCCCUGUACUCUAAUCCUCCAAACGGACUAAUUUUCAUCCUAGACCUGAAAGGGGUCGGUCUCAUGCAUUUAUCAAGAUUGGUCCACUAAAAAAAUUCUUCGCAUAUCUUCAGGAGGCACUCCCUGUCAAGCUGAAACAAGUUCACAUCAUGAAUGCCUCCUACAUUUUUGAGAAAU
Molecule: messenger RNA, 897 nt
Organism: Leptinotarsa decemlineata (Colorado potato beetle)
Lineage: Eukaryota; Metazoa; Arthropoda; Insecta; Coleoptera; Chrysomelidae
Product: alpha-tocopherol transfer protein
Cellular component (GO): membrane
Molecular function (GO): phosphatidylinositol bisphosphate binding
Source: RefSeq, a predicted model, not a curated record